This is a messenger RNA of Oncorhynchus kisutch (coho salmon), 6245 nucleotides long. It is a transcript of the gene cadm1b, whose product is annotated as cell adhesion molecule 1b. Lineage: Eukaryota; Metazoa; Chordata; Actinopteri; Salmoniformes; Salmonidae. Gene Ontology annotation, biological process: homophilic cell-cell adhesion; detection of stimulus; cell recognition. The transcript is spliced from 9 exons. Gene Ontology annotation, cellular component: neuron projection; plasma membrane; synapse. The record is from RefSeq and is a predicted model, not a curated record. Gene Ontology annotation, molecular function: signaling receptor binding. Bases 217 to 1377 code for a protein of 386 amino acids.
AGGCAUCAUGUUAAUGUUACUACUUAGCUUCGGCUGUUGGAGAUCCUGACGAACAGUGUCCAGAUAAAGCGUCCGGAGUGAAAAAGUUGAACGGUAAAAAAAAAAUAUAUAUAAACGGUAAAAACCGUAAAGUUGUCAGGUAGCAAAAUAGGUUGGCAACAAAACGCACAGCAACUCACAGCAACUCGUAAACAAGUCUGCAAGUUGUGACUGGAAAUGACGUCCAAACCUCCCCCAGGUGUCCACAGGAAGAGUUUGGAAGUUGAAGGUCAAAACCUGGGGACUGAUAAUGUAUCAGUGAUUGAGGGGGAGAUGGCGACCAUCAGCUGCAGGGUGAAGAACAAUGAUGACUCAGUCAUCCAGCUCCUCAACCCCAACAGGCAGACCAUCUACUUCAGAGACGUCAGACCCCUGAAGGACAGCCGGUUCCAGCUGGUGAAUUUCUCCGACAACGAGCUGCGGGUGUCUCUGUCCAACGUGUCACUGUCAGAUGAGGGACGCUAUGUGUGCCAGCUCUACACAGACCCUCCUCAGGAGGCCUAUGCAGACAUCACUGUGCUGGUCCCACCAGGCAGUCCAAUCAUGGAUUCCCAAGAGGAUGUGGUCAGUGAGGGGAACGAGACAGAGCUCACCUGUACAGCCAUGGGCAGCAAGCCUGCCGCCUCCAUCAGAUGGAUGAAAGGAGAGCAGGAGCUGACAGGCAAGAUGACGGUGGAUGAGACCUACGACGGGAUGUUCACAGUCACCAGUAGGCUGAGACUCACCGUGUCCAAGGAGGACGACGGAGCGCCAGUCAGCUGCAUCAUCGACCACCCAGCCGUGAAGGACCUCCGGGCACAGAGAUACCUGGAAGUGCUAUAUCAACCAGAAGUGAAGAUUGUUCAGGCAUUCCCUGAAGGUUUAACAAGAGAGGGAGAGAAUCUGGAGCUGACGUGCAUAGCAAAAGGCAAACCACAGCCCCAUCAGAUCAGCUGGCUCAGAGUGGAUGAUGAUGUGCCGUCUCACACCGUGAUCACCGGCUCUGACCUCUUCAUCGAAAACCUCAACAAGUCGUACAACGGCACGUACCGCUGUGUUGCCUCCAACGCCGUGGGAGAGGCCUACGAUGACUACAUCCUCUUUGUAUACGACUCCAGAGCUGGUGAGGGGGCGCCACAGAAGAUAGACCACGCUGUCAUCGGAGGCGUGGUUGCCGUGGUGAUGUUCGCUAUCCUCUGUGCACUCAUCGUCCUGGGGCGCUACUUCGCCAGACACAAAGGCACCUACUUCACACAUGAAGCCAAAGGGGCAGACGACGCAGCAGAUGCAGACACGGCCAUCAUUAAUGCAGAGGGGGGACACAACAACACGGAAGAGAAGAAGGAGUACUACAUCUAAUGAUGAGAGGCCAGGGGGGUGUUAUGGUGGGGGGUCCUGUAGGAGCACUAUAUCUAACUCUGAAUGGGCCGGAGGGGUGGGGGAGAGGUGGAGGACGAAAGGUGCAGCUGAGGAGGAAAGAGAGGUGGGGUAAGGAGAAGAGAAAAGGAGAGGAGUGAUGAGAAUUGAAGAGGAGAGGAAGAUUGGAGUGGAUGAGUAGUGGGAGGCUUCAUUGCUUCGUCGUGGAUUCUCCCAUCCAACCUCUCCUGGACUGCUGGGUCCCAUUCUGUACAGUUCAAUUAUUUUACAGACAAUUUUGUGCCUUGUUCUAUUUCUUUCGUAAUUGUUGUCCCCCCAAACCUGUUGACUCCACCAGUUCCUUUUUGCUGCAGUUAUCUUUUAGAGGAGAUGACACAGCACUUCUUCUCUUGUUGUCCUGCCGAUCCAUCUUAGCUUGUGUACCAGGCUUUUAGAAGCACCCUCUCUCUCGCUCUCUGUGUCUCUCUCUCUCUAUGCUGUGUACUGUAGAAGCACCCUCUCACUCGCUCUCUGUGUCUCUCUCUCUCUAUGCUGUGAACUGUAGAAGCACCCUCUCUCUCGCUCUCUGUGUCUCUCUCUCUCUAUGCUGUGUACUGUAGAAACAGCCAACAAUACAUUUGAGUCAUUUCCAGCUGAAACCUAUUGUAAACAACUCUUAUCAAUAUCAAACUAUACUGUCCCUCUUAACUCAAUCAUAAAUAUGACCUCUCCUGCUGUAUCAGACAUCCUGAAACAUCACUUUUAUUUUUAUUCUGUGGUUAAAAGACUGAAGUUGCUGCCAUGGUCAUAAGACUUGUUGAGUUGUGUUGUCUUAACUGUUACGCUAAGAGGUUCAAACCUCUUAAUGAGGUCACUAGGUGUGGGGUUACGGUCACAAUAUGGUUUACUCUGGGUCAUCAUACUCAUACCCUUAAUGAUCAGUAAAUGACCAAUGUAAUAGUAAUGCUUGUACAUGUGUGUAAAUACACUGCAUAUAUUACCCAGUAUUUUCAACACAGGUUCAAUUCUAGUUGAAAGAAUACUCUUCUACAGAUAAAACAAGUUCAAUUGUGUUAUUAUAUACUGAAUUUAAUAUAUUGAAUGUAUAUUUAGAAACCUUACAAGGACCUUCAAACCCUAUUUUAUUGCUGUCUUAGGCCAGGGAUCAUCAUCUAGAUUCAGCCCCGGGCCAAUUUCUUCUUGAGCGGAUAGUUGGGGGGGCGGAACAUAAUUUCAAAAAAAUACUUUUAGACUGAAAAUAAAUAAUAAUAAUAAUAUUUCACUAAAACAUAAUCAUUUCAAACUUUGUUUACAUAUGGGGACAUUGCUCUGCAUAGGGGGCCGUCUUUUGGAUGGGACGUUAAAACGGGUCUCCUGCCUCUGUGGUCAUUCAAAAUCCCAUGGCAUUUAUUGUAAGAGUAGGGGUGUUCACCUCAGUGUCAUGGUUAAAUUCCCAACCCGGCCACAUUCCAUCAUGACCACCUAAUCAUCCCCCGCAUUGCUAAUUGGGAUCCAAUUUUCUAAAUUAAAAUCACUUGAAGCUGAUUUCCCGGAAUUUUUAUAGUCAGUGUUAUGUCCAAAAUGAACCCCCCCCACCUCCCCGAAAAUAUAUAUAUUUUAAUUAUUUUUAAUUUUAUGCUCAGAAAACUUGGGGGGCCAAAUAACACCACCCGCGGGCCAAAUUCGGGCCACAGGCUGCCAGCUGGCGAACCAAUCCUUCCUUUAACUAGUCUGUUGGCUAAGGUAGCUAUUGAGAGGAAUAUACUGUAUCUCAGUAUGAAAAGGGAAGAAAAUAUGUUACUUAUACUUUAGAUUGAAGAUGUUUUAAUUGUAAUGAUGUCUAAUUAAAAACUCUUCUGUCUCUAUUUUUCAAACAUUAGCUAGUACACAAUUCUGUAUGUAUUAUUUGGACUGCCGUUGUAUAUUUUAUGGAUAUUAGGACACACUUUUAUAUAAUUGUCGCAUUACUUAAUGUUUUGUUUUCAAAUUAGAAAUGUAACAGAACACUAAUGGUUAUUGCUCAAUGAGCAUUCCUAAUGGUGUCUGUGAGUCCUGAGUUAUUGAAGAUCCCCUAGAAGUUGUGAAUGGGGAAUGAGUAGCAUGGUUUCCAUUUCUGCCAUGUUUCCGCUUUUAAAGUAAUUGUACAGAUUGCUGUGGAAUCCCUGUAAUGCAUACUGAAGUUCCUGCUUUUAUCUUUCCACGGUACAUUAGUCAGUGGAUUUAUUGGAUAUAGCGGUGUGACUUGCAAAACAACUCCAAAUACAUUCAUAAAAAACGGACAGCCACUGCCUUACUUUGCUUUUAAAUAUGUCAUAAUGGUGAUGGAAAAAAAGAGUGAAGGACUACAUUCAGUGCCUUCCUUUAUUUAAAGGGUAUACAGUACGGUGUCAACAGUGUCAUAAUAUAUCUUAGUAUAUGAAUCUCGUGCUACCUUACACCAGUAGUGGUGGUCUUACUCUCUACUCACAUGUAACUCAUAAAUCAGACAGUACUAAGAACUGGAAUAACAAGCUGGAGUUAUUUUCAGGUUGGAUAAAUAAUUGGAAUCGUAACUGAAUGAUAUGGCAGCUUCUAUUGAAAAACAGCUCCCCAUAACAAACAAGCUAAGUAGUAUUAAUUAUUUUAUUUACGGGUGAUCUAUUUCUGUCCGUUGACAAUUUAUAAGGUAGCCGAAAUAGUUGAUUUAAUUUAUUUACAAGGUACAUUUUGGUUGUAUUUGUAUCGUUAUUGUAUUAGGUAUGUACUGUAGUUGUGGUCAAGGCUCACCACACUUUUAGGAAAGGUAAAACAAGCGAAACAGUCCUGGAAAUCUGAUGUUUAUUUAAUUGAAUUGCUUGAGUGUGAUGCAGAACAUAACCGAUACCAGUAUAACACAUAGAAAUGUGCAAAUCAAUAUUCAUCUCAUAGCUUAUCGAUUAGUUCUGAACUCGCUUUUGUUUUGUUAAUCAUCAAUGUUUAUUCUGGAUACAAUUGAAGUGAUCGCUGUAGAGAUUCAUAUGAAGUGUUGUUUUUGUUUUCAGUAUACACUCAGUGGCCAGUUUAUUGGGUACGCCACCCGUUCACGAAAAUGGUUUUGCUCCUACAUAUAGUGAGUCACGUGGCCGUGGCUUGCUAUAUAAAGCAGGCAGACAGGCAUCGAGACAUUCAGUUACUGUUCGAUUGAACGUUAGAAGGAGAAAAACGACUGACCUAAGCCACUUUGAGCGUGGUAUGUAUUUCAGAAACGGCUGGCCUCCUGGGCGUUUCACGCAUGUCUAGGGUUUACAGAGAAUGGUGAGACAAACAAAAAACAUUCAGUCAGCGGCAGUCCUGUCGACAAAAACAGCUUGUUGAUGAGAGGUCGAAGGAGAAUGGCAUGAAUCAUGCAAGCUAUAACAGGGGAGAUACAAACAGGAAAAUAGCGGUGCAGUACAACAGUGGUAGGCCGUCUUUGUAAAUAAGAAUUUGUUCUUAACUGACUUGCCUAGUUAAAUAAAGGUUUUUUAAAAAGUGGUUUGCAGAACGGCAUCUCAGAAUGCACAACUUGUCGGUCCUUGUCACGGAUGGGCUAUUGCAGUAGACGACCAGUAGACGACCACAACGAUUUCCACUCCUGUCAGCUAAAAACAAGAGGAAGUGGCUCCAGUGGGCACUCGAUCAACAACACUAGACAAUUGAGGAGUAGAAAAACAUUGCAUAUCCAGGUUCCUAAUAGCAAAGUCAGUAUUUGGUGUAAGCAGCAUGAGUCCACGGCCCGACCUGCCUGGUGUCAAUGGUACAGCUGGUGGCGGGGGUGUAAUGGUGUGCAGAAUGCUUUCCUGGCACACGUUCAGUCCCUUGAUACCAAUUGAACAACGUUUCCAUGCCCCGAAGAAUUCAGGCUGAUAUGAAUGCAAAGGGGGGUCCGACCCAGUACUAGAAGACUGUACCUAAUAAACUGGCCACUGAGUGUAUUUGAUAUGUAGUCCAUGUGUUUCCACUUUCUCAGGUUCAUGUUGAAUCUUGUGUUUUGCAUCUCAGGUGAAAUGCAAAGCGAAUGCCCCCCCAAGAAUACUACACAUUUCAGAAAGUUAUAAAAUCACAAGAUAUAUCUUUUUUUCUCAGUUGUAUAUGUUGUGUUCUUAAUAUAUGGUGCACUGUUAAAUGUUACGUAUUAUUUUGUAUAGACCUAGUUCACAAUGAAAGAACUAGAGUUGUUAAUCAGACAAUAUCACUUGUACAGUCGGUGUCCACUAAAAUACAAGGGUUGUUAUUUAUAAAACCUUAUAUCCACAGUAAAAUGUAUCGUCUGUUUUUUCCCCAGACAUAAAGAACAAGUAAUCACCAAACAAAAUGGAGACUACGGGCUCUAUUCAAUCUGUAUUGUUACAGAUUGUGCAAUAUUAAUGUAAAGGUCAUUUCCGAUUGAGUUGACAUAUACAUCGUUUACAGUGAAUGCAGUCUCCGCUAAACGCAGGAACGUUCCCUUUCAAUUUCAAUCAUGCUGUAACGCUGAACUUCUGCAAUACAGAUUGAAUAGAGCCUUAGCUAGCAUUAGAUACUCUCUAAUGGUGUAUUAACAUCCUGAGUAGGAUGCGUGUCAGUCACAUUUUCAGAUGUUUUCAAACAAUAGGUCGUAUAUUUGCAGUGGUUAAGUUUUCUGAUUAACCCCCAACAUUUCUUUGAUGUUUGGAUGGAGAACAUUUUUGAUGCCUAGAACGUUUUGGUUGUUCAUUGCCCCAGUUAGUUGUUUUGAGGUCAAAUCUUUAGUCUCUCUGUACCUGGGCAACAUUUCUGUGUAGUAAAGAAAGGUUUCCUCAUGUUCCCAUACAUAUUUUGUAUUGGUUCAUAAAACAUUUUUACAAAAAAAAUCUGAAGAGUACUUGUCUUAAUAAAAAUAUAUCAAUGUUAAA